CAGAAAUACGAGUUUAUGAGCCGGACGGGCGAGGGCGCAUAUGGAUCCGUUUGGAGGGCGCGAGACAAAAACACAGGAGUUCUUGUGGCGGUCAAGAAGAUGAAGGAUGUGCCAGCCACCGAGGAGGUGCGCGAGGGCGAAAUCGCCAUGCGGGAGGUGCGCGUGCUGCAACUGGCCAAGCAUGUCAACAUUGUAAACCUGCUGGAAGCUUAUAAAAGCCAGAGCGGUCGCCUCUACCUUGUCUUCGAGUAUGUGGAGAGGACGCUCCUACAGGAGCUCAAGGGGAACCGCACUGGUCUGCCUCCCGCAGUCGUCAAGUCCAUUACCUGGCAGAUGCUCCAGGCCCUGGGUUACCUCCAUAAGAAGCAGAUCAUACAUCGCGACGUGAAGCCAUCUAAUGUCCUGUUAACGGAAAACGGCGUUGUGAAGCUUUGUGAUUUUGGGUUUGCUCGUGCGUGCGACAACGAAGCGUCGGACCCGGCGUACACCACCUACGUUGUUACCCGCUGGUACAGGCCACCGGAAGUCCUGGUCGGCGACCACUACGGGCCACCAGUCGACAUUUGGGCGCUGGGCUGCAUCUUUGCGGAGAUGCUCAUCGGUCGGCCGCUGUUCCCCGGCAAGAACCACCACGACCAGCUCUGGCUCAUACUCAAGUCCCUGGGGGCUAUGACGGAGCACCAGCUGGACCUGCUAGAGGCAGAUCCGCAGUUUGCUUGCUUCCGACUGCCCAAGCCCUCAGAAAUUGAGUCCCUGGACCAAAGG
Volvox carteri f. nagariensis is the source of this 765-nucleotide messenger RNA. RefSeq lists its product as uncharacterized. Gene Ontology annotation, cellular component: cytoplasm; nucleus. The record is from RefSeq and is a predicted model, not a curated record. Gene Ontology annotation, molecular function: ATP binding; MAP kinase activity. NCBI's taxonomy places the organism in Eukaryota, Viridiplantae, Chlorophyta, Chlorophyceae, Chlamydomonadales, Volvocaceae. Gene Ontology annotation, biological process: protein phosphorylation; intracellular signal transduction. The transcript is spliced from 4 exons. The annotation marks the transcript as partial.